UGGUCUUUAUCUACCAAGUAGCAACUAUAUCUAACUUCACAGCCUCCUCACUAAAGAUGCUCUCUCACUCUUGUUUGCUUCUGUGAAACUCUCUUUUUUCCUUUCUCCCUUUUGUGCCUUUCUUCUUCAACUUUCUCUUUUUUUCAACUUUGGUUAACCUUAUAAGGAAGACUUUGAGUGUGAAGGGCAUUACUGUAGAAUCUGAGAGGAGGGGGAUGAUGAGUGCUUCAAAGUUCAUCAAAUGUGUGACUGUUGGUGAUGGGGCUGUGGGGAAGACAUGCAUGCUCAUUUGUUAUACCAGUAACAAGUUCCCCACUGAUUAUAUUCCAACAGUGUUUGACAAUUUCAGUGCAAAUGUGGCUGUGGAUGGUAACAUUGUUAACCUGGGAUUAUGGGAUACUGCUGGCCAGGAAGAUUACAGCAGGUUGAGGCCACUGAGUUACAGAGGAGCAGACAUAUUUGUUUUGGCUUUCUCUUUAAUUAGCAGGGCAAGCUAUGAAAAUGUUCUCAAAAAGUGGAUGCCUGAACUUCGCCGGUUUGCGCCCAACGUUCCAAUCGUUCUGGUCGGAACGAAACUAGAUCUUCGUGAUGACAAUCGAUAUCUGGCUGAUCAUAUGGGUUCUAACGUUAUUACACCAGCCCAAGGCGAGGAAUUAAGGAAGCAAAUUGGCGCAGCAGCAUACAUAGAGUGUAGCUCUAAAACUCAGCAGAAUGUGAAAGCAGUAUUCGACACUGCGAUUAAGGUUGUGCUACAACCACCUAGGAGGAAGGAAACGGCUAGGAAGAAAAGGCGCAGAAGCACCGGCUGCUCAAUAGUGAGGGGUAUAGUCUGCGGGGGUUGUGUGGCUUAGGGAAGCUUCAGGGCUAAGGGUUAGCUCGGAUUCAUCACAGGUGGCUGGAAUCGGACUCAACGUGUAGGGGGGCAUGUUUUGUAAGCAAUGUCGUUUUGAAUGUAGGUGUUUAUCUAUGAUCAAAAGUAGGAGAGAAUUGUCGAUUCUCUCAGGUUCUGUGAAUUACUUACUAGUUAACUUAUUACUAUGUUAUGCGCUUCAGUUUGGUGUUUUGAGCAACUUGCGAUUAUCUCUCCAUGUUCACAAGCAAAUUCUUUUGUAUUUACAUAAGCACAAAUGUUGAAUUAGAAUCUCUCUUUUAAGUC
Messenger RNA from Ipomoea nil (Japanese morning glory), 1156 nucleotides. RefSeq names its product rac-like GTP-binding protein ARAC7. The record is from RefSeq and is a predicted model, not a curated record. Gene Ontology annotation, biological process: regulation of cell shape; small GTPase-mediated signal transduction; regulation of actin cytoskeleton organization. The transcript has 8 exons. Gene Ontology annotation, molecular function: GTP binding; protein kinase binding; GTPase activity. NCBI's taxonomy places the organism in Eukaryota, Viridiplantae, Streptophyta, Magnoliopsida, Solanales, Convolvulaceae. Gene Ontology annotation, cellular component: plasma membrane; cytoskeleton; cell cortex. Bases 216 to 851 code for a protein of 211 amino acids.